Vidua macroura (Pin-tailed whydah) is the source of this 1830-nucleotide messenger RNA. RefSeq names its product AMMECR1 like (gene AMMECR1L). The transcript is spliced from 7 exons. Lineage: Eukaryota; Metazoa; Chordata; Aves; Passeriformes; Viduidae. Bases 276 to 1208 code for a protein of 310 amino acids. The record is from RefSeq and is a predicted model, not a curated record.
AGGAGGAGGAGGAGGCUGCCGGGAUAGCGGCGGACCUGCCCGCGGCCUCGCUCCGGUCCUCCGGCCGCCCCGGGAAGCCCCGGCCGCGGCGGGCCCUGCCCGCUCCCCCGCCCGCCGGGCCCGCUUCUCCGGGGAGCCUCGCCCAGGCCCAUGGCCCCAUGAGGCGGCAGAAGGCUGCGGGGCAGCAGCGGCGGCGGCGGGGCUGAGGCGGAGGAGUAGCCGGGACGGGUGCAGGAGGGUUCUGCAGUGCUCCAGGCAGCGAGGUUUGAAGCAGGAUGGGAAAAAGACGCUGUGUUCCUCCACUUGAGCCCAAGCUGGCAGCUGGCUGUUGUGGGGUGAAGAAGCCCAAAUUGUCUGGGAGUGGAACGCACAGUCAUGGCAAUCAGACCACAACUGCACCAAGCUCCAGUUCAGGUCCUCUUCAGAACCACCAGCAUACAGAUGGGAAUAAUGGAAGGGAGAACGUAUCUGACUUGACUUUGGGCCCAGGAAAUUCCCCAAUUACUCGAAUGAAUCCCACUUCAGGAGCUCUGAGCCCACUUACUCGGCCCAAUGGAACUGCCAACAGCACCAAGAACCUGGUGGUGACAGCAGAGAUGUGCUGCUACUGCUUUGAUGUACUCUACUGUCAUCUCUACGGGUUCCCUCAGCCACGGCUUCCUCGAUUUACCAAUGACCCCUAUCCACUCUUUGUGACGUGGAAGACGGGGCGAGACAAGCGGCUUCGUGGCUGCAUUGGGACCUUUUCAGCCAUGAAUCUUCACUCAGGACUCAGGGAAUAUACAUUAACCAGUGCACUUAAGGACAGCCGAUUUCCCCCCCUGACCCGCGAGGAGCUGCCCAAACUCUUCUGCUCUGUCUCCCUCCUCACUAACUUUGAGGAUGCCAGUGACUACCUGGACUGGGAGGUUGGAAUCCAUGGGAUCAGAAUAGAGUUCAUCAAUGAGAAAGGUGUCAAACGCACAGCCACGUAUUUACCUGAGGUUGCUAAGGAACAAGACUGGGAUCAGAUCCAGACCAUAGACUCCUUACUCAGGAAAGGUGGCUUUAAGGCUCCCAUUACCAAUGAUUUUAGGAAAACAAUUAAACUUACCAGGUACCGCAGUGAGAAGGUGACAAUCAGUUAUGCAGAGUACAUGGCCUCCCGCCAGCAUUGUUUCCAGAAUGGCACCCUUCAUGCCCCCCCGCUCUACAAUCAUUACUCCUGACACACGGCUGCAUGACCAGUCCCACUCCCCAGUCGCUGCCAACGGCUAUGACAUCAUCGGGGCAGACGCCUCCUCUUCCUGGUCCAGUUACUUCUAUUACUGCACCAUUUUAUGAUGCUAGCUUCCGUUGCCAAGUCUGCCUUCCCACUGACCUGGGGGGAGGGUGAGAGCGUGACAGGACUUCCGGGGCCCAAGCCUUAUCUCAGCCUUCCCUCCAAGUGGGGGUUCAUUGGAUUGGGGCUCCAUGCCUACGAACUGUCGUGAGGUGCAGAAGACCUUUAGGAGUGAAAGUGCUGCUUCGGACUGAUCUGUUCUGGGUGUUACUGACACUCUGGAAACUUGAGUUGUUUGUUAUGGAAGCCCCCCAGAUCAAAUAGGAGCAUUCCCCUGGCAGCCUGGGCAACGGAGUCCAACAAAACGUUUUUUAGGUUCUUUUUAAUUUUUUUUUAACCUCUGGUAUCUGUUGUGUACUGAGAGCUGAUUGCAGUCCCCACGCAUCACAGGCGGACAUCAUGAUACUGGGGAGGGUUGAACACCUGGAUAGCACCCCAUCCUCAUGGACAGAAAAUCUGUGAAAAAUUAAUCCUUUAUUUAAAUAAACCCUUGAAGGCUUUAAGGCUCA